AUGAUAGAUUUUGAAAAGCAGACAGUUGAAAAAAUAAUAGGCACUGAGCAAAGUGCUAGGAAUUCAGAGAAUUAUAAGCAGAGUAUAACAACUAAUGAUGAAUCUGUAAAGUCUCCCAUUUAAAAAAUUCGGAAAUUAAAACUCAAUACGAGUCUUAAAAGGGAAUCGAACGACACAAGCAGUUUUAUUGAUAAUUUGGUGAUUUUUCCUUAAACAAAACCAGCUAAAGCAACCAAUGAAGGGCAAAGCGCAAAAGCAGACUUAUUGAGAAUAUCAAUGAAAAGAAAAUAAGCUCCUACUCAUAGAUACAGAGCAGCUCUGGGCAGGCUAAUCAAGAUAAAAAGAAGACUAGUGGAAUGA
Molecule: messenger RNA, 360 nt
Organism: Stylonychia lemnae
Lineage: Eukaryota; Ciliophora; Spirotrichea; Sporadotrichida; Oxytrichidae
Source: the annotation of a GenBank genome assembly